Diatraea saccharalis (sugarcane borer) is the source of this 2351-nucleotide messenger RNA. The record is from the annotation of a GenBank genome assembly. NCBI's taxonomy places the organism in Eukaryota, Metazoa, Arthropoda, Insecta, Lepidoptera, Crambidae.
AUGGAAAAAUGUAUGAAUGUUGUCAUUAGUCAACUUCCCAAACUGUUAUUAAAUUGUUUGCGUAUUUCGAACAUAUACGUGCCUAAAUUAUAAUGGACGUAGAUGACUCUGCGGUUGACCUCAGUGUAAGAUCAUUACCACCUGAGCUAAGUGAACUAAGAGCUCUUACUGCAAGCGGUUUGACUAUAACACCAGCUCAACCACCACCUCAUGGUGCAAGUGGUAGGAGGGUUCUGAGACCUCGAUCGGAGCAGCGGAGUUAUGCCGAGAGCCCUGAUAUUGUUCUGUUGCCAGCUGCACCUCCUCUGAGAAAACCGUCAGUGCCCUCUCCUGCUAUUUUCACAGAGGCAAGCAACAGAUUGAAUACUGGUGCGGUGAACGUGUCUAUAACGCCUAGCUCUUUGGCUACGCCGGAGUCUCCACGAGAUCCUCGAGAUGAAGAAGACUCUGAAGACGAUGAGAAUGAACCUCCGCUGCCUAUUAUCGGGCACAGGGAAUUGUCAAGUGCCGAGAUUUGGGAGCGCGAACGACGUAUGCGUGCGCUGCGAGAGAAAUUGCGCGCUGAAGAGACGCGGUUGGUUUUGCUUAGAAAGAUAAGACAAUCGCAGCAGUCCACUGGUUUGCCGCCAGCUAAGGAUACAAGUACUGGUACCGCGUUAGCAGGCAGUGGCUGCGUGGUACCUCCUGGUGUAACUGUCACUCCUGCCCCACCACCAGCACAUCAACAGGCUAAGCGGUCUAGUUCGGGUGCGUCUAGCACUGGUAGUGUAGGUGGAGGAUCCGCGAGUAUAGUGCCGGGCGGGUACGUGUCACGACGUGCAUCCGCGCUACCCGGCGGCGCUACACUCACUCCCGGACCGUACCGGUCACAGUCGUCGACGAGUGGCGGCGCUAGUAUCACUCCAUCUGUCACUAUUACGCCAGCGCCACCGCCUACUUCACAACACGCCUCUUCUAAGGCUAGUUCUCGCAGCUCUGAAGACACACAGACCCCGGCACAGCGUCAGGCCGCCGCCAAACUAGCACUGCGUAAACAAUUAGAGAAGACGUUACUUCAGAUUCCUCCCCCCAAGCCCCCGCCGCCUGAGAUGAACUUUAUUCCUUCACCAAGCAACACUGAUUUUGUGUAUUUAGUAGGUUUGGAACAUGUGGUGGAUUACAUCACUAGUGAAGACCGCAUGCCCCGGUCGUCGGUGCCGGCGGUGUGCGCGCAGUGCGGGUGCGACUUCACGCCGGUGUGGCGGUGGGAGCGGCCGCCGCCGCGCAGGCAGGACCCCACCUUCACCGCCUCGCCCUCCGCGCGCCGCCUGUGCGAGCUGUGCGUCUCCGGGAACGUCAAGCGCGCCCUCAAGGCGGAACAUACUGCUCGUUUGAAAACAGCGUUUGUACGCGCCCUACAACAGGAACAAGAGAUCGAGCGACGCUUGUGUGCGCCUAGUGCUUCGCCCCCGCCCGCUCCACCACCCGCUCACAGACCGUUACAGAUGUCAGUAUCACGAGCGAGCCCUCGCGCCACGCCCAGUUCUACGCCUGCUCCGCCGCCCGCUGCUAAACCCGCCCCACCGCCUGCUAGGUCUAUGUCAUCGCAGCCGGAAUCAUUACGCAGCCAUCAUUCAGAGCGACGCGACACCAGCGAGGUGCCCGCCAAGAAAGGUAAAGGUUCAUCUUCAAGUAGCACCAGUCAAAGCAGUAGUAGCAAACAACAUCAGCAACUGGCGGCGGCGGCGGCCGCGCAAAUGGCAUUUGAACAGCAUAGCGCAGCCGCUAUGCAAGCUCUACAACAUCAACUACUAAGAGGUCUGAGCGGUGCCGGCGGAAGCGGAGGGAUGUCACCAGCGGCUGCGGCGGCGGCAAUGAUGCAGUUCUCGCCGCUCCUGUACACAUACCAACUAGCCAUGGCGCAAGCGUCCGCCAUAGGUAAGCGCUCUGGCAAGGGUUCGAGUGGGGGCGGGGGCGCAGGGGGGGCGGCGAUGGCGGCCGAAAUGCAGCGCGUGGCUGAAGCUCAGCGGCAAUACUUGCUUGAUAUGAUACCAGGACAACACGCCCGCAACCCUUGGCCGAAAAACUAGACGAAACUUGCACAGUAGGUUCUGUGACUUGCGGUGUGAACGCAGAUGUCUAUUGUCAAGUGUAUUAUAAAAUAGCUGGUAGAUAGUAAGAACUUUUCGAACGUUUUUAAUCAUAGAUCAAGUAAUGCACAAUAUAAUGAAAGAAAUACGUAAAUCGUAUGUAAUAAAUAAGUUAAUGAGAAGUUAAGUUAAGAGGAAAGCGUGAGUGAUUAGAUUUUAAGAAUAAAUAGUUUGAUCGUUUUGUAUGAGGAUUUUAAAGAUUUAAAUAAAUGAUACAAUGGU